UCCACACGUAAAUUGUAAAUAAGUAAACUGUCUGUCUCAGUUGGCUUCAAUGUAUCGGUAUAACACCUAUCGCUCCCCCCUUUUCGCCUAAUCGCACGGCCAACAAGUGAAGUUUUUUUUAACUGUCACAUGGCAGUCAAUGGUGCGUUCAAGUAAACAAAAACUCGGUUUGUUGUGGAAAAACAAAUCGGAUUUCGAUUGUCAACAACUUUUCGUGGUAUAAAGUAGUGCAUCUGAUUUUUUUGUGUUUGGGAGUUCUUGUGAGAAUCUUUGAAAAAUGUGUCUUUGCUGUGCUGGUGUUUCUAAAAUGAGUGUCUUUAGAGUAAGGGGUGAUUUAGUGUCUGUGAUAGGACUUAUCGCACCUGUUGUUUGGGUCCUGUUAUAAAGAAAGAACUGAAUAUGGUAGCAAAGGAUUCAUGCAACACCUCCAAGAAAAUACACAUAGAUCAGGAUCGCUGUUCCGACACAGGAGUCUCGUUACCAAAAGCUUUAAGUAAAAUGUCCAUAAACAAACUUGACAAUAUCAAAGGGAACAAUAAUCCGCUUAAUAAUAACCAAGAAACUACUAAAAAUAAUAUCGAAGAAUUUAUUCAAAGCAUUUUAAAUGAUAUCUUUGAAAAUGCGUUCAAUAUUGCAGAAUCUAAUACAGUGAUGACGCGAAAAACUAGUCUAAGCCCCAAGGAAAAGCAAACACGAGACCUGAAUAGGCGGGUAUCAAUUCUCGAUGAUGACGAAAAUGUUGUUGAAGUCCGAAACAACUACGUAAAUUUGCAUAGAAGGGCCAUCAGUGAAACAUUUACGGGUACAAACUACGUGAUAGACCAAAAUGACAACAACGAUUAUACCAAAGAUAACAUACCCAACAAUAAACCAAUUACUUUAGAACCUCCGGUGGUUAAAGAGAAAGAAAAGAAGAAGAAACGAAUAUCGUUUAAUUCUCUUUUUGGCAAAAAGGACAAGAAAUCCAAGGAGAGCAAAGAAGAUGAAGAAAAGCAGGACAAUUUGCCUCAAUUGCCGGUUUUUACGUCAAACUCGUUGGGGAAAAGCAAAAAGUACGCUUCUGCUGUUGAGCUCAGCCAGCACAGCCACAAAUCUGUGCUACAAAGGACUCCAUCGUUUCUUCGGAAGUUGAUCCAUAUCGGCGAGGAUCCCGCGAGUGCGAUAAAACGGUCGUUGAGUUUCCGCGAAGUGGCUAAGAAACCGUCCAAAUCGCCGUCUCGGGAGAAAUUGACUGAGAAGAAGAACCAAGAGUGGAGGCAGUCGCUGCAGUCGUUGGUUGAGACUGAUGUCAGUGUUAGUUAUAAUGACCUUAGUUUUGUCAACUAUGACGCUCUCAACGAUAUUCAAUAUGAACCCGUAACCUUAAAACCCGGAGGUAACGGCAGCAAGGGAUAUAUUGGGCGCACACAGAGUAUGAUCGAAAAGAGGUCCCCAAACCUUCAGAGACCUUCAUAUCAUCGACUGUCAUCCGCUAGCGAAAACAAUCGUCUCAGCACAACAAACUUAAAGGUUCCUUCUUCUGCCAUAUCACUGCCUGCUUUAAAUCACAACCAUCAAGAUGCUGAUAACGUACCAGGAAGCAAAACGUCAAUUCACAAACUUCGCCGCCGUCCUCAAAGUAUCAACUCCGACGAUGGUGGGAGUAGCGGUGGUCUGCACUUCACUGCCUCCGUCGGUGGCAGCCUCAGAUCGGUCGCAGGCGAUUGUGUUAAUUUAAAAAGACAUAACGCCUAUCGGCACAAAGGGCGCUAUACUAGUGCCUUGGACAACAACGGCAGCUGCAACAAUCAAACGGUCCGAUCUCGGAGCCUCAACCAUCUAGACAAUUUAGAGAUGAGGCAGGGAGUGGUGUCAUCAGUAGACGUCGCUCUAAAGGACUCCAGAUCGGAACCGGAUUGCACCAGACCAUUGCCUGUACCUUCAGCGUGUCAGGAACCGGGUACGCCAACAACAAAUAUACCACCCGCUAGAAAACAUAUGCUUAGUAGGUCACAGAAAUCGAGUAGCGAAUGUUUUAGUGUUAACUUCGAAGUGGGAGAAGAAAGCACUUGGGAUAAUGAAUUGUUUUUUCCAGCCCAAAGAGGAAUUACUUUGCAUGAUUCUUUGACCAAACUUUGUGAGCUUCGCAACAUCGACCUAUCCGUUUGCGAUGCACGGUUGCAAGAUAAGGACAACAACUGCGAACAUCUCAUUUUGUUUAGCCAAGACACCGCGGGGCUAGUUGGCAGACACGUUCGAAUUACAGCAAAAGACUCAAGCAAUAAAAAACUCUCCGGGUCAUUUUACAGCAAUCAUUCACGAAAGCAAUCUGGGAGUAACCGUCCCCGAACAACCACUUUUUUCAAUUCGAGUACUGAAGACGCUACUGUUGCUAGUUCCACACUUUCUCUUCACGACGGUGACCAAAGCAAAAAGCAAAUAAAACAACGACUGACUGCCUUUUUUGGCAAUACCAAAGAUACGAAAUAUGAAGCACUCAUCGACCAAUUAGAUAAAUAUUCACGACAAGGAAUCCCUCAUAUCCUGAAAUAUCCCCAAGGGCAGUGUGAAUCCAUAGAUGCUCUGUACAGACUUGAAGACGACUGGCAUGAAAUUAUCAUCGAUUAUAAAGACCUCAACGAGAAGCAGCAACAACAACAAACGGCCUUGUGGGAGUUAAUUAAAACUGAAGUUGCCUACAUUAAAACUCUGAAGGUGGUUACGGAUUUAUUCCUCGCUUGCCUUAAAGACCUCCAAUCCAGAAACCUCCUCAAAGAAAUCGACACCGACAAACUAUUCUCAAACAUCACAGAAAUCCUGGACUCCAACGUCGUCUUCUGGCGCAACACUCUUUUUCCAUUGGUCCGCGACAUGAGGAAACACAAACGCACCUCCUGCAUCGAAAAUAUGCUAGAAGGAUUUCACAGCAUCCAGGACGUCUUCCAACCGUACUACAAGUAUUGCGCCGAGCAAUCCAGGUGCCAGCACUACUGUAGAGAAAAUAUGGACAGCGAAGUCUUUACUGCGUAUCUGACGUGGUGUGAGAGCCAAAAAGAAUGUAAUAGGUUAAGACUUAUGGAUAUUUUAGUACAACCGAUGCAACGACUUACCAAGUAUGGCUUACUUCUGAAAGCUAUUCUUAAAAAUACAGACGAAGAUGUAGAGCGAGAAAAUUUACAGACGAUGAUCAAAAUGGUGGACGAUUUCGUAAAUAACGUCAAUUCCAGUUUGAAGCAUCGACAGGAUAAAGAAAGACUGAAGGGUAUAAUAGCGAGAAUCGAGAGCUACGAUAUCGUCGAAUCGAAAGACGACGACAUCGACAAGCUCCUUAAGAAAGAAAAAUCCUUGACGCAACUCGAUCUGACAAGACCGAUGUUAAACUGUCCCGGGGAACGAAAACGCCAUCUUUUACUGGAAGGCGACCUCAAGCUAAAGGACAGUGGGACUUCCAAGAUGGAAGUGCAUUGUUUCCUCCUGACGGAUAUGCUGCUGGUCUGCAAGCCGUCAACAAAGAAAGGUGGUGCCACCAUGCGUGUAAUCCGCCAACCGUAUCUUGUCGACCGGCUGGUAGUGUCCGAGUUGCACAGAGAAACGCCGAGCUUGGCCGUCAUAUACAAAAACGAGUUUGAUAUGGCGGUUGCGGCGUUCAUCCUCCAGAACAAUGACGGCAAGAAGAUUAAGGGUUGGAAAGAGGGGAUAGCUAAGGCACAAACGUUGUACGCACAAGCAAAACAAAUGGGCUACACAGCAGACGAAAGCGUCGAUACUGAUUAUAGUUUCGACUAUAAUUUGGAAAACGACUAUAGCAAUAUACAGCUCAUUCCUCGAUCGCCUUUAGCAUCAUCUUCUCGAGCCAGUCGAGUCUCCAGCCUAGCACAUAGUCACAGUGGAUCAGUUGAGAUGAACGACCAAUCAUCGGUCGGUUCCGUCAAUAACCAAUCUAGAGCCGUCUCUGUUGAAAACGAGAACAGGACCGGCUCUUUGUCAAGCGACGAAGGAGUGCAACCCCUGCCCCCCGACAAAAGUCCUGUGUCGCAGAAAAAUUCGUUUAAAAAUAGGCUUUUCCAUAAGACCCCCAAUACCCUCUCAGUUCAGCCCUAUGGCAGCCUCGGACAGAGUCUUCCGAAUCUGACAUUAGGCUCGCCUAAUGUUGGUAGCAUGAGCCUCAGCCUCAACCAAAACACGCUGUCCGUGCCGAGCGGAAAGAACGGAAGCCAGUUGUUGAGCCCUACCCAUCGGGGUAUCUCUUAUCCUCCCCCUUCUCCCACUAGGGGAAACCUGAGGAGGAGCGUGGCGAUAUCCCAAAGCAAGAACCCGCCUCUGAUAAAAACGAGGCAGAUUUGUUCAGCGUCUAGCGUCAGCCAGCAAUUCGAUUUUGAUGUUCCAGUGAUAGCAGGUGUCUCCCAGCAAGAAGACAAUUGUGAUUCUUUCAGUAGAGGACAAAACCGUCAAGCUAUCAAAAGAAGUUAUAGAUAUCAUACUGUAGGAAUGGUUGAUGACAUAAAGAAAAACGACAAUAGAGAUGCCAGCAUCCACAAGCGGCUAUCCUGGAACUGCACCAGCGAAGAGCAACGACCCCCCCAUGAGGACCAGACCUAGCAUACAAUAAUAAAUUCUGUCGUGUCUUGUAUAGUGAUCUUCUAUUUAAUAGUUUGUAUACUAGUUGAACUAAGAAAUAUUCUAGACAGAUUAAUACUAUUAUUAUAGAGAAUAUUUUCAAAUGACAGCUUGGGUUUAUACGGAUUGUAUGGUACGUCCGUGGCAAUUAAAAAACACGUUAUAUCGAAAACAAGACAAUGAUAUCGAAAUGUAAGUCAAAAAUUAACGUCAUAUCGUGUAAAACGCUUUUUUGUAAUAAACGAAUCUUUCAAAUUGUAUAGUUUACUCUCAAAUAUAAGGUAGAUAACAUAUAUGCAUCAGUAUGUAUUUAAAUAUGGACUACCUUUUACGGUGCGUACUGACAAAUUUAAAAAUACAUUCGAAAGACAUUUGGAUACAGACAUUAUUUUUAAGUCGUAAUAAAACAACUCUAUAGUUGUUCUCGGUUCAUCUCUAUCUAAAAGGAAUGCCAUAGGGGAAAAAGCAAACCAUUUAGACACACUUAUUCCUUUCCUUCGUAAAAAAAUAAACAAUUAUGUUUAGUGUUGGUGAGAAUUUAAAAAAAAAACUACCUUUUCCUGUACCUAUCGAUUUGGUACUUUUUCCCUUUUUUCUGGAAAAAUGGCAAACUAUCAAUAUUUUCUUGGGUUCUUAGGAAAUACAUCCUACUUCUUCAGCUAUAAAUUUCCAUGCGUCAUUUUUUUAUUUUAUUUGUAGUAUUGCCCGUGUUUAGGAUUCCAUAACACAGGCGAGCGUUCAUAUAAAUCAAUCAGAUCUAAACGUUUGUCUCUGUUCCAUUCCAUUUUUUUAAGUGCAAAACUAAUCAAAGUUCUUUUUUAAGCGAACAAAUGCGCGUUUUUGAUCUUUCAACGGUUACUGACACUCCUCCGAAACAUUCUCCAGAAGAAUUUUGAUCGCGAAUACGUAGGUACUGACUACAGCAAUUUGUUACAGUGCACUCUGCUCGUUCGGUUCCUUCGGAGAAAAAUGUUCAAGUCAGUUUGCUCCUUUAAGGCAGAGAUAGAUAUCCGCGCCGCGAACUCCGCGCCGUGUGAGCGCCCCAGUUUGUGGCGCGGUUAAUGUUCGUUAAAAUUUUUCAUUUUGACGAACCUUCCGCAAUCCAGAGGAAACUAACGAACCUUUAGUAAUUGUAGAUAAUUAGUAUUAAAUGUGGGUGCCUACAUUGGAUCCGUUUUUCUCCGAUCAGAUCAGAUCCGAUAUCGGCCGACGCGACGUCGGGAGUAGCUUCUCCUAUUCUCAUCGAGAAGUGUUUGGUUUGAUUCCGAUUGGUUGCAAGUGGAGUUGCAAGUUGGUUGCAAGUUGUAAGUUGGUUGCAAGUUGGUCGUAAGUUAUUUGCAAGCUGGUUGCAAGUUGGUUGCAAGUUGGGGGUUGCAAGCUAACAUGUUUAAAUAUAUUUAAUAUCAUCAUCUCCUUAACACAUCUUCAUCGGAACUCAUUGUCGGUGGUCGGUGGUCGGAAGUUAACGGAACCAAUGUAGGCACCCUCGCCGGAAAAUCGGUCUAUAUCGGAUCUGAUCUGAUCGGAGAAAUACAAAUCCAAUAGGGCAUUUCAUUCACAGUCAUUUGUUUCGAGCUUCUGUCAUAUUUCAUAUAAUCCGUGUAUAUUAAUAGUAUACACGGAUUAUACAACAUAUGACAGAAGCUCGAAACAAAUGACAAUCGAUGAAUAGCCCUAUAGGGCUAUUCAUCGAUUGUCAUUUGUUUCGAGCUUCUGUCAUAUGUUGUAUAAUCUGUGUAUAAUAUUAAUAUACACGGAAGGUACGACAUAUAACAGAAGCUCGGUAUAAUCUGUGUAUAAUAUUAAUAUACACGGAAGGUACGACAUAUGGCAGAAGCUCGAAAAAAAUGACUGUGAAUGAAAAGCCCUAUGUAGGUGCCGCCUAUCGGAUCGGAUCAGAUCUGAUCUGAUCUGAUCUGAUCGGAUCGGAGAAUAACGGAUCCAAUGUAGGUGCGGCCUAAGACCAAAUAUUUACCUUGUCAAAAUCAUAAAAAUUCUCGAAUUUUAAGGGAUUGUUUCAGUCGUAAUAUAUCUGCUUUUUCCAACUGCGUUGCUUGAUCAGAAACAAAGUUAAAUUUCUAAUUUAUGAAUGUUUUUCUAAUAUUGAUAACGAUUUCCAAAGUGAAAGUCGAAACGUCAAGUAAGCUUGAUUUCAAACUCGAAUUGUGGCUUAUGCCCAAAUAAAAUGGUAAAUCUAAUUUUGUAUUUCUCACGCCGAUAAGAAGACAACAAUGAAAUUACCUUUUUUACAUUGGUCCGCAUGUAUAUUUUCUAUGUUAGCUUCUAUUUCCCUUCAGAUAUCGGCUUUAAGUUGUUUUUCUAAAUGGUCCUUUGUUGAGGAUUCCACAAUAAUGAUUUUCCACGGUAAACAUCAAUAAGUUUGAUAUUUCCUUCCGAUCACUCCAUUACUAACAAAUAUUCAACUCAGGUGCCCCAAAACCAACAAACCACUCGCAAACCCGUCCAAAUACGUAUUGCGAACCAUCAAAGCAUUUGUUGAAAAGCCGACAGAAGUUAGAUCGUAGUGCGCCGUGUGCGAGCCGUUUGUGUGCCACUUGAAAACACGUACUAAUCUAACAAACAUGCUGCGCGCGAGCGGCUCUCACACCGAGCGGAGCGCAUAUGCAUACCCGCCUUUAGACUUCUCGUCGCCUAGCAUGGGGACGAAAAGUAUUUUCUGUUGUCAAAGAAUAUUUAAAAUUGUAUACCUAGUUUAAUCUUAGAAAUAAGCUAGAUAACACAUAUCGCUCACUGAGUUUCUAUAGUGGCACAACCGCGAAAAUGAACUUAUGAGAUAAUUGACCAUGAAGUUUCAUGACAUCAUAAAUACCAUUCAAAAUUAAAAUUUAUGGAUAAGAGGUCGACAGAAGAGACCAACUAUUUGACAAUGAAGGGUUAGACAUUGCAUAAAUUUCGAGAAGUUUGAUAUGAAUAUGCCAGUUUUGAAUUCAAUUUUUAUAGUGUUUUUGGCAAAGGUGGUCGUAAGUAGAGACACAAAGGGUUCAUAAAAUAAACGUUGUUAUUUUUUAAUUUUUAAUCAUGUUUUAUUCGCAUUAAAAAUAUACUAUAUGAGCACAACAAUAGUUUUCUUACUAAUAACUAAAAAUCAAUCGUAAAAUGAUUAUGAGUUACAGAAAAACCUUUACAAGAAUAAAAAGGUGGAAUGUAAGUUGAUGUAAAAUUUACUGUGGCUUUUAAUAAUUGCAUUGGAUCGAAUAAGAUAGAUGAAAACUUUAUACUUUUUUCUGGCAAUUGGAAUUGUAUUCUGAUAGACCCUAUUAAUUCCAAUAUCUUUAAAAGAGAAUAUUUUGUUGGGAUUUCUAGUUCGUAUUUCUUUGAAUAAUUUGACGGUUUUAAAAUAAGAUUCUGUAAAGGAAGUUUUAUAGGAAAGUGCUAGGGUUAUCCUUUUCGAGUUUCAGUAUUGAAAUAUCACUUAACUUAAAGACUUAUGUGCCUAAAGACCUAGAAUUAUACCUAAAGUCGAAGUGAAAAAAGCUUUGCACACUUACUUUUGUACAUUACUUAAAAAAAUAAAAAGCAUUGUUAUUGGUUCUUCCACCACCCUUUGCUACGUUAACCUGUUCGAUCAAUGCCAUUAUGUAGUUUCGCUGCUUGCAAAUGUCUCCUAAAUCCCAGUAUAACUUAAAAAACGCUAGUCUUUUUUUCUGUGAAUUUCUGGUACAUAUUUGCCGGCAUGUUGUGAUGUCAAACGGCUCUUUAUCUGAUCUGACUGGAACGUCUAUCUUCCCGUUGUACAUUUUUGAUAAGAUUGUCCAGAGUUUCGUAGGUGUUUAAUUCGGUUUUUAUCCACUGAGAAGGUUAGGCUCUCCUUUUUCCUGUUUCCUUUUUACAUUCUUCUUCUUCUUAUAUUCUAAGUAAAAUAUAAGAAAAAGUAAAUUUUAUACCGACACAACCCUAUAUUUUAGUGACAUAAAUAAUAUGUUUUUUCCAAAAAAUUAAUUCCAUACUGGCACAACUGUUAAUGUGCUGGUAUAGACUAAAAAAUUUUAAAGUGGCAUAACUUUAGUUUUAUUAAAAUGUGCCGGUUCCAUGUACAAGCAACACAAACACACCGAAAGUCAACGGCAUACUAAAUAUGUGCCAUUAGUGCCGUCGAUCGAGAGAAGUGGAGGGAAAUAUGCUCGUGGUACAACGCUAUCUAUGGGAUUCGAUGCAAACUACACUGGGGUGCAAAAUUAACCUGACACCUUAAAAAUGGGUCAUUUUUGAUGUCUCGAAUUUCCUAAACCUGAUGUCCGAUUUAAGUGAUUUUUUAAUAUGUUAUAGCCUUACUCGUUAACAAUAUCGCUGUGAUCCUAUUGUUACUAAACGGGUAAAUGUUCAUUGUAUACCGGGUGUACCAAUGACACUGUGUUUUUUUCUCAAACUUCGCAUCACCCUGUGGAAUAUUCUAGCAUUAAUAAAAUCCUGAAAUUAAAACCAAACUAGAGAUUCAUGUUUUCUCAACCUUCUGUUUUUUUAUUCAUUCGUUUAUGUUGGACCAUAAAAAAGUUAGGUACUCUAACAAUUAUUAUCCAUGUUUUUCAUGAAAGCAGGGUGUUUUUAAAUAAGUGUGGAAAACUUUAAGGGGUAAUUAUGCACGAAAAAAUAAUGACAGUUUGCUUUAUAAAUCUAUGUCCGCAAAUGCUUCGUUUCUGAGAUAGAGGGUGUUGAAAUUUUUCUUACAAACUGACGAUUUCUUUAUUGCUUUAAAACCGUUUGGGAUAUGCAAAUGAAAUUUGGUGGGUUUUAAGACGUAGUUAUUGUACAUUUUUUGACAUACAAGUAAGAAUUUAAUAUUCACUAUUGGCGCGCAUACGGGUCAUAUUAUGAGCGGUUAUAUUACCCGUAUGCGCGCCAAUGGUGAAUAUUCCGCAAAUGCUUCUUCCGCAAAUGCAUAUGUCCGCAAAUGCUUCGUUUCUGAGAUAGAGGGUGUUGAAAUUUUUCUUACAAACUGACGAUUUCUUUAUUGCUUUAAAACCGUUUGGGAUAUGCAAAUGAAAUUUGGUGGGUUUUAAGACGUAGUUAUUGUACAUUUUUUGACAUACAAGUAAGAAUUUAAUAUUCACUAUUGGCGCGCAUACGGCUCAUAUUAUGAGCGGUUAUAUUACCCGUAUGCGCGCCAAUGGUGAAUAUUAUAUGCUUAAUUGUAUGUGAAAAUGUGCAGUAACUACGUCUUGAAACUGACCAAAUUUCAUUUGCAUAUCUUUACUUAAAGAAUAAGGUUUUAAAUGAAUAAAUAAAUCGUCAUUUUGUAAUAAAAAUUUCAACACCCCCUAUCUCGGAAACGAAGCAUUUUCGGACAUACCGUUUAUAAAGUAAACUUUCAUUAUUUUUUAUGCAGAAUUUCCCCUUAAAGUUGGCCGUACUUAUUUAAAACACCCUGUACUGAUGAAAAGCAUGACUAGUUGUUAAAGUACACCUGGUUCCAAAAAAAACUGAUGCGACUCUUGAAGCGUAUUUUGUAGAAAAUAGAGCAGUGUAUUUUGAAAGAUAAAUACCUACUUAAUAUUUACAUUCUGUCAAUGUCACUGCCAAAUCUUAAAAUUUGUCAGAUAGCUUAUUCUGUUCCACGGUUAUUAGACUUUAUUAUUAAUCUUUAUUAUUAAUACUUCUCCGCAACUGAGGGUAUCUUAUCAACUGUAUUGUUUUUAAACAAUAGAUGAUAAAAUAAAAAUAUUGACAGUUCAAAAAUGUGAACAUUAUUACAUUGUGUGUGGCCUAAGUUUGGGCUGAAAACUGAAAUGUAUAAAUUUUGGAUUAUGUUUAAUUACGUAGACCAAUUUUAACAGUUGUUUUCAAUACAGAUUUCAAUCCUCUACAAAUAGUUUCUAAUGUCUUUUGAUGUCAAAUAAUUAGGGAAGCUGGAAUUUAACAGUUUAGAAUUUUACAUUGAGUUAAGGCAACAUUGUGACGCAUGUCAAAAUUCUCAAUGUAUUUUAAUUCUAUUCAUUUUUUUCGAAUCCUGAGAAAACUAAUAAAUAUUUUUGAAAAAUUUAAACUCAGAAUGAAAGACUACAUUAUUACCGUGGGCUGAAAGUCCCUGAAAACUUCUAUAUUUAUUUUAAUAAAUUACAGGGCUGAAUUUAAUACUAAUUUGUUUUGUUGUAUAAUCCACGUUUACAAUAAUUAUGUGAUCUAUUUGAUGUAAAAACUAUCAUUUAUAUACUCUUUAUAAAAUACAGGAAUUCAAAAUAAUAUAAACAUUUAGACCUUAAUAAUUAGUACAAUUUAUGAAUUAACAUAAUAUGUAAUCAGUUGUUUGUUGUUUGUUUAUUUUAUUAUUUGUCUGUCAUAAUAAAUAUAAUGUCAGAUCAAUCAAAUACACUGCUCAACAUGAUCAAAUCUUACUAAGAGUCGUAUCAGUUUUUUUAGGAACCGGCUGUACCUAACUUUUUUAUGGACCAAUGUAAGCAAAUAAAUCAAAAAACAAAAUGUUGAGAAAACAUGAGGCUAUAGUUGUAAUUUAAAUUCAGUAUUUUAUAAGUGCUAGAAUGUUCCACAGGGUAAUGCGAACUUUUAUAAAAAUACACAGUUUGACUGGUAUACCCGGUUUUCAAUGGAAAUUUAACUGUUUAGCAACAAUACUAUUACAGCGAUAUUGCAAAAGAAUAAGGCUAUAAUAUAUUAAAAAAAUCACUUAAAUCGGACAACAGGUUUAGGAAAUUCGAGACAUUAAAAAUGACCUAUUUUUAAGGUGUCCGGUUAAUUUUGCACCCCAGUGUACCUUUAUGCCUGUUUCGUUCAAUUGUAAAGUGAAAUUUCGUGAUUUUUAAGUAGUGGUUAUUACAAAACAAUAUUUUCUGAAAAUGUACCACUAUAGAAGGUAGUAGUAUGUAUCCAGCAGUAUAUUUUUUAAAUAUCUAUAUAGAAAAAAAACUUUCUUGCAUUGUUGACACGCUUUGUAAACUUCCAAGAUGGAAAUCCUCGAGUUUUUCGUGACUUCACAUACAAAACGUCUCUUUAAAGAAACGUGUUAUUAGCUCUUCAAUUAAGAUUAAAGUUUUGUAGUUUCCCAAACUAGGUCGAACUGGCUUUUUCCUGCGACAUAUCUAACUACUUACAUUCUAAAGUUGUAUACUAAAUUGCCGCAGGAUCCAAUGUUUGCUCCGAUUCAAUGAUUUCGAAAAAUAAUUGCCAUUGACGUACCUUAUACCUCAAACGGUGGACCAAACCACAAUAUCAAAAUUGUUUACUAUUUAGUGGACGCUUGUUACGUCUGAUACAUUUUUUUGGAGGAGUAAAUAUUAGUGUUUCACUCAAAAAUAGUGAAGUAAGAAUAAAUCUUGGGAUUGUUGUGAAAUCAAAGUCGUUUUCUGUGUAGUAUAUAUUCAUAUUUUACUACGUUUUGUAAUAUUUCACCAGUUUUGUAAUAUUACAAAACGGUUCACUAUAUAAAUUAUUCUUAGGCUGAUAUUUAUUUAGAUUUAUACAUUUACCCCUUUUACGAACAAUUUUUCAUAUAUACAACACGACUUACUCUCUAAUAACUUUACAGCAAUGUAUACACCAAAAAAGAAGAUAAAAUAUUCUGUGUGUGACUAUUAAUUGAUUAAAAAAAUAGCCUUUUCUUGUUUUUUUAAUAUAACCUUGAAAUCCAGUUAUCUGAUCUUUCAACUGUGACAGUGUUUAUUCUCUGACUGAGUAAUUUAGUAAUUUAUUUCUCAUUAGUUGGCGUAAAAUCAAACAGCAAUUAUUAUUGUGAAAGCAACAUUACUCCAACGAUAUUUUUACACAAAAUAUUUCUCUUCUGUACAAAUGUUCUAAGACUUUAAUUUAAGGAAUUGAAAUCAGCUGAAAACUUUUAAAAUCCCACAAAAACCUGUUGUAUUAAGAAAACAAGUAAAAUAGUUUAACACAUUUUAUAAAAAUUCCAGUGAAAUUCUAAUAAUGUUAAAAUUGUGUAAAUAUUCGACUAAAAUAUAAGUAUUAUACAACCUUGCUAAGGAAAUUAGGCAAUAUCUACCUAAUGCUGCAGUGAAAUUUAAAAAAUGUACAGUGAAAUAUUACAAUUAAAUAAUAGCAUUCAAUUAAAAUAAUUCGAUAAAUUAUACAUUUUUUCAGCGAAACAUGAAAAAUAUAUAGAGUCCAAUGAUGUAAUAAAGUAUGUAAUAUUAUAGCAUUGAAAGUUUGCACUACAAUAUAAAGAUUGCACGCAGUUGCUAAAAAAUAUAAAGGUUGCAGUGAAAUUUAAAGACUGUUGAAAUACUAAAAUAAAUCCAUAAUAUUGGAUUGGAAUUGUAUAGUAAAAUAUAAAUAUUACAUAAAAUAAAUAAGAAACUGUAUAAAUAAUAGGGUCUAGGACGUUUCAUCGCCGCCAGUUCAUCGCCGCCCUUUCGAUGCCGCCAGUUCAUCGCCGGCCGAUUCAUCGCUGGCCGAUUCAUCGCUGGCCGAUUCAUCGCCGGCCUAUUCAUCGCCAGUCAGUUAAUCGCUAACUGAUUUAUAUAUUUCCGAAUUUCCGACCAGUUACAUUUAUUAUUUAUUUUAAAUAAUAAUUAGGAAUUCUAGGAAAUGACCUAACCUAACCUAACCCAACCUAACACUACAUAAAUUUGAACAUAUAUAUUUCUAUAAAGGCCAUUUAACACUACAAAUUUAGUUCUAUUCAGUAUCAAAUUUAGGGGAAGUAGAAAUAGAACAGUAAAUAUAGUAUUAUUUUGUAUCUUUUUAAUUGUCAUCAUAAGUUUUAAACUAAAUUUAACGUCGUGUCGUGUUAUCUCCCAUAAUACAAAAUCAACUGACUAACUGGCGAUUAAACGGACGGCGAUGAAAUGGACUGGCGAUGAAUCGGCGCCAUCCAAACGGCAACGAUGAACCGGCGGCGAUGAAACGUUCCAUUCCGAAGUAAUACGAUGUUAUUGAAAUAUGUUAAAAUAUGAAAAAAUAUGAAAUAUUAUUAUUUUACAGAAUUGAAAAAAACAAUAAUAUUCCAUUAAAAAUUUGCAUUAAAAUAUAGAUAUAGAAAAUCACUGCCAGUAACAGUUAAACGUUGCAGUAUAAUCUAUAAACUAUAGUGAAACAUAAUGAAAUAAUAAUCUUGCAUUAAAAUCCGGCAGAAAAAUAAUUUAAAUGUGGCAAUGAAAGUUCAAAACAAUAGCGAAAUACCUACUCCAAUUAAAUAAUAGAACAUUUGACUAAAAUUUUACACUAACAGAAGUAUUAUUUCAAAAGGCUAUGGUAUUUCAGAAUUAAAGAACAAUUUCAAAAACUAGUGAAAUAUUACAAUGAAAUGAAAGUAAUAUUGUAUUUAAAUACAGUAAAAUGAAAUUUAAAUAUUACACAAAUUUGCUAUAAGAAGUAUAAAUGUUUUAGUCAAAUAACAAUGUUUCAUUGAAUGUUCACACUUAAAAUAAACUUAAUAUUACAGAAAGUUUGUAAGACAUUUAAAUGUUGCUGUGCACUUUAAAAAGGUUGGUGAAAUAUAAUAACAUAUAAUACUUAUUCCAUUGAACUUAGGUAUGAAGUAAAAUCUAAAUGCAGUUGAUACAUUUAAUGAAAUGUUAAUAUUGGAUUAACAUACUAUAUUUAAAUUAUAUUAUAUUAUAAAUAUUACUUCUUACAAAUGCCAUGAUAUUUAAAUCUUAACUAGUCCAUGUGCUGAGACCGCUCCCGUCUGAAAAAAAUUCUGAUUCGGUUCCUUUGUGGAUUCUUAUUCAAAAAUGUCCCCUUUAAACAAAUCUGAAGGGUGCCGGGCGGAAUUUUUGGGCAGAGAUUGUUUAAACAAUUUUUUUAAACAAAUACAAAAGAUCACGUUUUUUUGCUCUGAAAUAUAUAUUUUGAGAUUUUUUGGGUCAUUCUAAACAAGAAAGGUAUCUUGUAAUUUUUCUCAAAAAUUGACAGUUUUCGAGUUAUAAGCGAUUUAAAACCUGAAAAAUGCGAAAAUACGCAUUUUCGAGGCUUAAAAACUCAUAUUUCAAUUGGUAUUUUUGAGGUUGCCAGAUACUUAAUUUGAAGGCCAAACAUUCAGCUUCAAGAUUCUGAAGAUUGAUCGCGUCUAACUUUAAUUUAUACCGUUGUUUUUUAAUUGUUAAAUAUGCAUGUUUAUCUGAUUUUUUUGCCGGUGCGGCGCGCUCUAUUUCAAAAAUCUCCUAUUUUCCUCCGAAAAAAUGUUUUCCAGAUUCUUUGGGAUAUUCUAAAUAAAAUAAGUUUCUUAACAUUUUUCCAAAAAGUUAAUAGUUUUAAGUUAUAAGCGAUUUAAAAUCCGAAAAAUGACAAAAAAACGUAUUUUCGGUUUUUAAAUCGCUUAUAACUUUAAAACUAUUAGCUUUUGGGAAAAAUCUCAAGAAACUUUUUUUAUUUAGAAUGCCCCAAAGAAUUUACAAAAAAAAUAUUUUUCGGAGGAAAAUAGGAGAUUUUUGGAAUAGAGCGCGCCACACCGGCAAAAAAAUCGGAUGGACAUGCAUAUUUAACAAUUAAAAAACAACAAUUUAGAUUAAGGUUAGACGCGAUCACUCUUCAGAAUUUUGCAGCUCAAUGUUUAAACUUCAAUCUAAUUAUAUGGCAAUCUCAAAAAUACUAAUUUAAAUAUGAGUUUUUAAGCCUCGAAAAUGCGUAUUUUCGCAUUUUUCAGAUUUUAAAUCGCUUAUAACUCGAUAACUAUCAAUUUUUGAGAAAAUUUACAAGAUACCUUUUUUGUUUAGAAUGACCUACUAAACUUACAAAUAUAUGCUAUGCAGCAAAAAAACGUGAUAUUUUGUAUUUGUUUAAAAAAAUUGUUUAAACAUUUUCUGCUCAAAAGUUCCGCCCGGCACACUUCAUAUUUGUUUAAAGGGGACAUUUUUGAAUAGGAAUCCACAAAGAAACCGAAUCAGAAAUUUUUCCAGACGGGAGCGAUCUUACCACAUGGACUAAACGGAAAAUUUCAAAAUUGUAGUACAAUAAAAUAGUAAUAUUGCUUUGCAAUAUUUUAAUUAAAUAUAAGUAUUAUACAAAAGUGCAGAAAACAUUACACAAUAUUACAAAAAAUUAUAAUAACAAGACAUGAGAAAUUUUAUUGCUGCAGUGAAAUUUAUAUAAUCGAGUGAAAUAAUAUUACAGAGCUAUAAAUAUACAGAACGCCGAAAUAUAAAUAUUACAGAAAAUUACAGUUAAUAAAAAAUGUUUUAAUAAAAUCUGAAAAAAUUGGUGAAAUAUAUAUUACAAUAAAUCACAUUAUGUAGUAAAAUCUAAACAACUACUACUCACACAAAAUAUGUAAACAAUUUUAAUGCUGUAGUAAAAUUUCAAAACUAUAUUGAAAUAUUACAAUCAAAUAGUAACAUUUCAUUGAAUUUUUUUGACAAAAUAUAAAUAUUACACAAAAAUUCUAAGAAAUUUAUAUUUAUGUUGCAGUAAAAUUUAAAAACUAAAGUGGUAUAUUACAAUAAAUAACAACAAUGUAGGGAAAUCUCACAGAAAAAAUAUAAAUAUUACACAAGUUAGCCAAGAAUUAUAAAUUGUAGAGAAAUUUGAAGACUGUAGUGACAUAUUACAAUAUAAUAAUAUCAUCUUGCAUAAAAAUAUUACAAGAAAUAUAAAUAUUGCAGUACAUUGCGAAGUAAUAUAAAUGUUACAGUGGAAUUUGACAAGAAGAUAAUAACAUCACAGUAUAAUAUUAUAGUGAAAUAUAAUUACAUUAUUAUAUAGGUACUGUAAUCAGUAUGCGUUAAAAUAUUUAUUCCUUCAAAAAAACUUUAGCUAUAAGAAAAAAAUCAAAUGUUUGCCAAAUAGAUUGGCAGAAAAACAUUCCAUAUACAUUCCAAUGUAAACCUGAGCAAUAUUGUACCUAAUCAAAACUCUAUCAGGCCUAAUCUUCAAUUUUUAUAAACAAUUUGGAGUUAUUUAGUGAGUCUAGUUUGCUUUUUUACUUAGGAACGCUCCGGUGAGGCUGGGAAAGAGAAUUUGUGUUAUUUUGGUCUUUCUUAGGGUCACACGAGCGUUCAGUAACUUAAUGCGUGUGUGCGGAUGAUCUAGGUGAUAAUAGGAGAUUGGAUAAGAAUUGUUUUUGUAAGCUUGUGUUAUAAUCGCAGUGACAAUAUGUAUACAACAGAAAUAUAAGGCGUGGUGCAAAUGAAAGGAAUAAAUUUCUUAUUUCGUAAACCGGCGACUUUAAGGAAAAAUUCUGAAACCCGUAGAUUUUUGUUUUUUAACACCCAACGUUACCUUUUUAAUUUUAACGUCAUCUAUAUAAGCGUGAUGACGUCAUUGCUAAGAUUUUUAAAUGCAAAUGUGGGUGUUGUAAUACAUUAUUCGAAAGGUCUCUUAAAUACCUAUUCAGCUAUAUCAAUAUAUCUGCGAAAUUGAUGUGUGUAUUUGUUUAAAAAAUUAAUAAAUUUUUAUUGUUACAAUAAAUAAUUAUGACGUGUUAUUCAUUAAAUACAGAGAAACAUAAAUUAAGUGCUGAGAUUGUUUACAUUCAGCUAAAAUAUAAUGAGAAAGACGUGCCGCGAACUCUUCUCCAAUCUUCUCUAGAAUUUCCGGAGUUAUUUGUGCCAAGCGAAAAUCAAAAAGGUGACGUCAACGAAAUAGCAUUGGUCCAUAAAUAUAAAUACUUAGGGCAUGAAAUCCAAAUUGCCAGGGACAAUCAAACUGCUGAAUUACAGAGAAGGAUUACCUUAGCAUGGGCCGCAUAUGGAGCUCUAUCAGACAUCUUCAAGAGCAACUUGCCAAAUUAUUUGAAAAGGAAGACGUUCAACCAAUGUGUGCUUCCAGUCAUGACUUACGGCGCUGAAACAUUAUCGUUAACCCAGGCCACAGCAACGAAACUUAGAGUGGCCCAAAGAAGAAUGGAACGGUCACUACUUGGACUGACUCUCAGAGACAGGGUCAGAAACGAAGAAAUCAGAAGAAGGACAGGCGUCACAGAUGUCAUAGAGUGAGUAGCAUGGCUGAAGUGGAAUUGGGCGGGCCAUGUAGCCAGAAUGAAGGACGGGAGGUGGACCCAAAAAAUUACAGUGUGGAUACCAAGAGAAGACAGAAGAAGUAGAGGUAGACCACCUACACGAUGGACAGACGACGUCAAAAGGAUUGCUGGGAAUUGGUUGCAGAAAGCCCAAGACCGACAAAAUUGGAAGAAAUUAGGGGAGGCCUCUGUUCAACUUUGGAUGCAGAAGGCUGGAUGAUAAAUUGUGCAACCUCAAUACGUAUCUCUUCUUUGACAUCAUUAAUAUUUUGUGGUUUACUUAGUAGAGUAUCAAGUAUCCGCAUAAAAAUAAAUCAAGGGGAGUCAAAUCAGGUGACCUAAGCGGCCAUUCUAUUGUGACUCUUUGUUUUUCCACCGAUUUGAAAAGACGUUUUUUAAGUAGUUGCGCACCAAAACAGCAUAGUGUUGAAGCACACCAUCUUGCUUCAGCCAUAAGUCAUGUAUGUUUGGCAACAACCGGUUUAAUUCGGGGAGCACGAAUUUUUGAAGAAAUUCUAAAUAUCGAGAAUGUGUUAAGGUUUUUUUCGAAAAAGUAUAGUCCAAAAAUCAUACUAUCUAUUAUUCCCGCAGAAACAUGAACUUUCUCUGGGUAUUGAGUAGGUACGGUACUUUUGCAUCCAGUGUGGAUUGUCCGUAGCCCAGUAGCGAUAAGUUUGACGACUGACAUGACCGUUGAGUACAAAAAUGCAGCUUCAUUAGAAAAACAGCCUUUUUUAAAAACAUCGGAUCUCUGACAUUUUGUUACAGUAUAAUUUUACAAAAUUCAUUUCAUCUAUCAAAAUAAUCAUUCAUAAUUUCUUCUCCUUCGUCUUCUUUUUCCUACUUUAUGAAUAGGCUCAAUGUCUGUUUUACUUUAGUUUUUAGCCUCAAUUGACGUUGUAUGACCAUUUUUUCCUCGAUAGUCCCAAUGAUCUUCUUCCAUUUGGAGAUUUUUCUCUUGCUAUUCGUACUAUUCUAUUUUCAGUCAUUCUUUCUAUGUGUUCAUUCCAUUCUCUUUUCUUUUUUCUUUUGGUCCACAUGUUUAUUUCUCCUAUACGACAUCUCGCUCGUAUUUCGUCACUCCUUACUCUGUCUUUUAGAGUGUGGUUUGUUAUUUUUCGUAAUACUUUCAUUUCUGCUUUUUCCAGCAGUCUUUUUUUUUUCGCCGUAUCUGCUCUUGUUUCCACUGCGUACGUCAUUGUCAGUCUUAUUGUUGAUUUAUAAUAUAUCCUGGUUUUCGUUUUCGUUGUGAGAUAUUUGUUUUUCCAGAUUGUGUUGUUGUGACAUUCUGCUGCUCUGUUCGCCGUGUACAAUUGUUUUUGUAUUUCUUCUUCCACUUUUUCGUAGCUUAGCAAUUUUAUUCCCAAGUAUUCCGUUUCCAUUACUUGUUAUAAUUUCUUGUAGGUACUAAACUUACUUUGUAGAGAACUGUUAUGGGGAUUAUAUUUUGAAAGGCUCACAGAACAUUUAGUUGUAUGUUUUCAGAUAUUAGUUUUCGACUACCUUAAGGGGGUCUUUGACCUAACUAUUUUCUCUUAAUUUCUUCUCAAUUUUCCUUAUAGUGGAUUGUGAAACUGAUCCUCGGUUGGGGUAGUUUAUUAUUAAACAAGAUACAUAGUUCGUUCUUCUUUUAUCCCACAAUUAGAGUUUCAAUUCUUUGCGUGUAAGUCAGCGUCAUGUUGAUGGAUACAAAGACUUUUUAAAUACGUCUACUGCCGAAUACUAUUAAUCACUUGACAGAAAGUUAAUUAAGCUUAAAUAUCGAAGUAUCAACGUAGAUGUUGAUAUGGUAACUAACUUUUCAUUACAUUUCAUUACCUGUGACGGCCUUUAGAAAGUUUAUGUUUGGGUGUCAAUAAAUAUACCACACCAAUACUUAAUACAUUUUAUUAAGAGAUCUGUUGAAAUUUCAUCAAUAUUAUUUGUAAAUCAAUACGGCAAACAUGAACAUAAACCUGUUGCUGAUUUGAUUUAUACAGAAUUGUGUACAAGUCAUGCAUUAUUUUUCUAUUCUAUUUAAAUAUUAUUUGUGGCAAUAGGCAAAUCAAUAAUUAGUGUAAAUAUUGGUAUUACUGAAUAGGUACAUAUUUAAUAGACCUUUCAAAUAAUGUACCUAUUACAACACCCACCUUUCCACUUAAAAUUUUUAGCAAUGACGUCAUCAACGUUCAAAAAUAAACAGGUAUCCUUAAGAAUGUCCUGUUUAAAAAUAAAAAUCGACCGGUUUCACCAUUUUUUCUUAAAAUCGCCGUCUUACGAAAUAACGAAUUUAUUCCUUUUAUUUGCACCAUACUGUAUAAAGAUAUUGUUGUUUUUUAGUUUUUCGUCUGAUGUUGACUUUGAGUAUGAUUCUUUCAAGCAGCAUCUUCAACGCAAAAUUGGUGGUCCUUAAAACCUUAUGCCACUUAUUAUAAUGGUGCCUGCUACGAUUUCAUUAAUAGUUUAUAGGUUAAACAUUUUUGUCUAGUCAAAAAAGUACAAAUGAGUAAUCCAAUACCAAAUAUAGUUUAUUUACCAACUAUACCUUAUGCAUGAAAAGUAGUGGCUCUACAAUUACAGCAUGCAGUUCCUGUCAGAUAUAUUUAUCUCAAAAAUUAUAGAUACACCUAAACAGCGACUUCUGGCUACUAAAUAUUCCCUAAUAUAUAAAUCUAUCUUAAUUAUCUCUUUAAAAUAUUCUCCUUAUUUUAUUUGUAAAAUUAUAUUUUUAUAGGAAGCGUAUACUGUCAAAAACCCUUUAAAAAUCAAAAGUAAACCUGUUGUCACUGUCGGUCGCAAGCGUUAAAACGUAUUCUUUAGUAAUAUUUCACACUACUAUAAAUAUUUAUAUUAAAAAAGUUAUUUUUGAAUGAUCCCAGUACAAUGAAUAUUUUAUAUAUUUUAGUAAAGAAUGAAAAAUUUACUUUGAUUGAGAAUAUCCUAUUUAUUUUAAACUUACAACAAAAAGCAGCUAAAUAUGUACAAUAUUUGUUAUAUUUAUUAUUGAGAUUGAUGAAUAAAGCCUUUAUGAUUACGA
Messenger RNA from Diabrotica virgifera virgifera (western corn rootworm), 20492 nucleotides. RefSeq names its product pleckstrin homology domain-containing family G member 5. Gene Ontology annotation, biological process: Rho protein signal transduction; endothelial cell migration. The coding region runs from base 400 to 4578 and encodes 1392 amino acids. The transcript has 22 exons. Gene Ontology annotation, molecular function: guanyl-nucleotide exchange factor activity. The record is from RefSeq and is a predicted model, not a curated record. NCBI's taxonomy places the organism in Eukaryota, Metazoa, Arthropoda, Insecta, Coleoptera, Chrysomelidae. Gene Ontology annotation, cellular component: axon; plasma membrane; endocytic vesicle.